This is a messenger RNA of Antechinus flavipes (yellow-footed antechinus), 2236 nucleotides long. RefSeq names its product asporin (gene ASPN). The record is from RefSeq and is a predicted model, not a curated record. The coding region runs from base 41 to 1168 and encodes 375 amino acids. NCBI's taxonomy places the organism in Eukaryota, Metazoa, Chordata, Mammalia, Dasyuromorphia, Dasyuridae. The transcript has 7 exons. Gene Ontology annotation, molecular function: protein binding.
UGUCCAUCUCCUUCCAGACCCGGAGCUCCUCGGAGCAGACAUGAAGGAAUACGUGCUCCUCUUGCUGCUGGCCUUGGGCUCGGCCAAACCCUUCUCCAGCCCUUCGUAUCUGACCCUCAAGAACAUGAUGCUCAAGGACAUGGAGGAUGCAGACGACGACGACGAUGACGAUGACGACGAUGACAAUUCCCUCUUCCCAACUAGGCAGCCCAUCAUGCCCUUCUUCCCUUUCGAUCUGUUCCCGUCGUGCCCCUUUGGAUGCCAGUGCUACUCCAGGGUCGUCCACUGCUCUGACCUGGGUUUGACAUCGAUCCCAAACAACAUCCCGUUUGAUACCAGACUGAUAGAUCUUCAAAACAAUAAAAUCAAGGAGAUCAAAGAGAAUGACUUUAAAGGACUCGCUUCCCUUUAUGGCCUCAUGCUAAACAACAACAAGUUAACCAAGAUCCACCCCAAAGCCUUUCUGCCCGUCAAGAAGCUUCGAAGGCUCUACCUGUCCCACAACCUGCUCACCGAGAUUCCCAUAAACCUUCCCAAGUCAUUGGCAGAACUCAGGAUUCACGACAACAAAGUUAAGAAAAUACAAAAGGGGACGUUCAAAGGAAUGAAUGCUUUACACGUCUUGGAAAUGAGCGCCAACCCGCUGGAGAACGACGGAAUCGAUCCCGCAGCCUUUGAAGGAGUGACGGUCUUUCACAUCCGAAUUGCGGACGCGAAGCUGACCUCCGUCCCCAAAGGCCUCCCGUCCUCUCUGCUGGAGCUGCACUUGGACGACAACAAAAUCUCCACCGUGGAGCUGGAGGAUUUUAAGCGGUACAAAGACCUCCAAAGGCUGGGCCUCGGGAAUAACAAGAUCAAGGACAUCGAGAAUGGCAGUCUGGCCAACAUCCCGCACGUGAGGGAAAUCCACUUGGAGAAAAACAAGCUGAAAAAGGUGCCCCCCGGCCUACAGGACCUGAAAUACCUCCAGGUGAUCUUCCUCCAUCACAACAACAUCACCAGAGUCGGGGUCAAUGACUUCUGCCCCACAGUCGCGAAGAAGAAGAAAUCCUUAUACAGCGCCAUCAGUCUAUUCAAUAACCCCGUGAAAUACUGGGAGCUGCAGCCGGCCACCUUCCGCUGCGUCUUAAGCCGAAUGAGCGUCCAGCUCGGGAACUUCCGGAAGUAGGGCCCGGGAAGGAACCCGCCGACACCCACGGGCCUCUAGGGAAACCUCUCAGGAUACUUGAAGUCUGUUAAGGUCGGACAAGUCUCAGCCCGAGUUCAGCUUACAAAACAGCUCUCUUUGAUUGGACGUUGUAAACACGGCACGUGAUUGGACGAGUCCUGUCCUUAAUUGACAAAAACCAAGGCAGAAUUUCCAAAGUCGGUAGGGACCCAGAGCUAUAGAGCUUAGCUUCUUUUUCCCGAGAUAAUGUCAGAUGACACGGUUCCUAAUUUUUUUUUUUUUUUUUACUAAAAAUGCAAGAUUAAUAGGCCAAACUUUUGCCCUUAUGCCUUUUUACUAACCAUUCUGAAUAGGAGAAUGAUGCCUGUGGGAUACUGAGUUCCGCAGAGAUCGAUUCACGGUCACAAAAACCGACCCGACAAGAACGACGACGUCGGGGCGAUGACCCGGCCUGGGCCUCGUUCUGUCCCUGAGGAAUCGGGCAGUACUGUAACGCAGUCCUUCUGGGGCCUGAGCAGGCCUGGAGAAUAGGGAGAGGAACUCCUCCCGGGCUCCAGGUGGGGCGCCCCAGAGGCCCAGCUCAGUCACUGCCCCGCGGUUCCCGACGGGCUCCAAGCGAGGACGUUUGCCUUUCGCGUAAUCACAGAACCUACGUAGAAAACUAUAUCUGUAGUGAGUUAGUGAGCUUCUAUUAGCCAAACCUAUAAUCGCCUGCUCCAUUAUAUAUCUCUCUGUGCUUCUCAUGUCAUAUCGCUAGACCAUGUGCAAUUACACAGUGUAACCUCACUACCCGGGGCCUCUUGGGGGGUCACGGAGCCCCCCUUCGGGACCAUCUCUUCCUGGCAACCAAAGCUUGCCUGCAGGCCGCUCAAACUGGGUAGCAUUACGAGAUAUUGUUCUAAGAGAUCUGUAGCUUCUGUAAAAUAUACAAAUAUUUAAAGUUUUGUAUAAAACCGAGGGAUAUUGUCUGUAUCUCCUUACCUCCAUAUUUAUUGGUAGCAGCCCAGCUAAGUUAAGUCAAAUUUGAGAAUAAGAAUACAUUAUUAAACGGGUUUGAUUCAUAUCCAA